This is a messenger RNA of Polypterus senegalus (gray bichir), 6867 nucleotides long. It is a transcript of the gene tmtc2a, whose product is annotated as transmembrane O-mannosyltransferase targeting cadherins 2a. Gene Ontology annotation, biological process: protein O-linked glycosylation via mannose. The transcript is spliced from 12 exons. Gene Ontology annotation, cellular component: endoplasmic reticulum membrane. The record is from RefSeq and is a predicted model, not a curated record. Gene Ontology annotation, molecular function: protein binding; mannosyltransferase activity. Lineage: Eukaryota; Metazoa; Chordata; Cladistia; Polypteriformes; Polypteridae. The coding region runs from base 303 to 2807 and encodes 834 amino acids.
GCGCGUCUGGCUUCAUGCAGUCCACAACAGCCCUAGUUGCAGCAGCACCAUCACCAGCACCUUCACGAUCACCGGGCACGUUCGCUCUCGGUCUUUAUCCGAUCGGCUCCCGAAUCAGCAUGGGUUAAGGAAGCGUGAUGCUGGGAUUACUUGCUUUUGAUACUUUGCCAGGAUUGGGGAGCUGGAUGUUUUUUUCUUUUUGCUAAAGGACAUUAAACAAAAAGAAAGAAGAUUCCCGAGUGGAUUUGCAUUUUUUCGAAGGGAUCUUUCUUUUCUUUCCUUUUUAUUUCUUUAUUUUAGAAAUGAUUGCAGAGUUAGUGUGCAGCGCCGUCGCUUUGGUCCUGUAUUUGAACACCUUGGGCGCCGAUUUCUGCUACGAUGACAGCCGUGCAAUCAAAACCAAUCAGGACCUGCUUCCAGAGACACCAUGGACACACAUCUUUUACAAUGACUUCUGGGGAACCUUGCUUACUCACAGCGGCAGCCACAAGUCCUAUCGCCCACUCUGUACUCUCUCCUUCCGCCUUAACUACUAUCUGGGGGGCAUGGACCCCUGGGGCUACCAUCUCAUUAAUGUUUUGCUUCAUUGUGCCGUCACAGGCCUGUUCACCAAGCUGUCACGGUUGCUUCUCGGUGGAGGUACCUGGACCCUCAUUGCAGGCCUCUUGUUUGCUUCUCAUCCAAUACACACUGAAGCUGUGGCGGGGAUUGUGGGCAGAGCUGACAUAGGGGCGGCUCUCUUCUUCCUGAUGUCCCUGCUCUGUUACAUGCAUCACUGCCUACUAAGAAGUCACUCUUUCAGAUGCUGGACAUGGCUAUUUGGAAGCUUUGUCUUUGCAGCUUGCAGCAUGCUCUGGAAAGAGCAAGGAGUAACCGUACUGGCCGUCUCGGCAAUUUAUGACAUCUUUGUGUUUCACAAGUUCAAAUUGUACCAGGUCUUCACUCUGAUAUUUAAGAAAAAGAAUACCUCUCUUCUGUUAAGUGUGAGUUCUCUGGCUACUUGUGGAGCUGCCUUAUUAACUGUUCGUUUGUACUGGAUGGGUAACAAACCUCCAAACUUUUCAAACUCGGAUAACCCAGCUGCUGAUUCAGACAACGCCAUAACGAGGACUCUGACUUUCUUUUACUUGCCAGCACUCAAUGUGUGGUUGCUCCUCUGCCCGAACACUUUGAGCUUUGACUGGUCUAUGGAUGCUGUGCCUCUAGUAAGGACCUUAGGCGAUUGGAGGAACCUUCACACUGUGGCACUCUAUGUUGGAUUACUAGCCUCAGCCUGGGUUAGCCUUAGAAACCCUCCAAAAAAUAAAGAGGCAAAUGGAAAAGCCCAUGCCAUGAAUGGGAAGCACAACUCUAAUGGUAACAGCCACAUACCGGAUAUAGGACACCAAAGCCACGAGUCUCACUCUCUAAAAACCGAGAAUGGUGUACAUAAUCAUUUCAUUACAAGGACUUCCCUGCCUGCUACAGAAAAUGUUGUAGCCUUCUCCAUAGGACUGCUGGUGGUGCCCUUCCUCCCUGCCACUAAUCUGUUUUUUUAUGUAGGUUUUGUUAUAGCAGAGCGUGUACUUUAUAUUCCCAGCAUGGGCUUCUGUUUACUUGUGACGGUGGCCAUGAGAUCCCUGUAUAUUAAGUUCAGGAGGAAGGUCAUGAAGAGCUUUCUUUUGUAUUGCACUGCCACUUUGAUUAUUUUAUAUGGAAUGAAGACAGUUUUAAGGAACCAAGACUGGCAGGAUGAGGAAAUGUUAUACAAGUCAGGGAUAAAUGUCAACCCAGCAAAAGCAUGGGGUAACCUUGGGAAUGUCCUCAAGAGCCAGGGCAAGAUGGCAGAGGCUGAAAAGGCCUAUAGAAACGCCUUAUACUAUCGCAGCAACAUGGCUGACAUGCUGUACAAUCUAGGUUUACUGUUACAAGAAAACAACAGAUUCUCUGAAGCCCUGCACUACUACAAGUUGGCCAUUGGAAGCAGGCCCACACUAGCUUCUGCAUACUUAAAUACGGGAAUCAUCUUGAUGAACCAAGGCCGGCUAGAUGAGGCUAAACGGACAUUUUUAACAUGUGCCGAAAUCCCUGAUGAAAACCUGAAGGAUCCUCAUGCCCACAAAAGCUCAGUAACCAGCUGCUUGUACAACUUGGGGAAACUCCUGCAUGAGCAAGGCAAACAUGAGGAGGCUCUGACUGCUUUUCGUGAAGCAAUACAGAAAAUGCCAAGGCAAUUUGCACCCCAAAGCCUGUACAACAUGAUGGGGGAAGCCUACAUGAGACUGAAUAAAGUGAGUGAAGCAGAGACCUGGUACCUGGAAUCCCUCCGAGCCAAACCAGACCACAUCCCUGCCCAUCUCACAUAUGGAAAACUUCUGGCACUUACAGGACAAAAGCUUGAAGCAGAAAGGUACUUUUUGAAAGCAAUUCAGUUGGACCCUUCCAAAGGCAGCUGCUACAUGCAUUAUGGUCAGUUUUUACUGGAAGAUUCCCGUUUUCUUGAAGCAGCUGAGAUGGCAGAGAAGGCUGCACAACUUGACAGCAUGGAGUUUGAUGUGGUCUUUAACGCAGCUCAUAUGCUCAGACAAGCCAGUCUCAAUGAGGCAGCUGAGAAAUACUAUCGACGAGCAGCAGGCCUGAGAUCAAAUUAUCCAGCUGCUUUAAUGAACCUUGGGGCCAUUCUCCAUCUAAAUGGUAAACUCCAAGAAGCAGAAGCAAAUUACCUCAGAGCACUCCAACUCAAGCCAGAUGAUAUUAUAACUCAGUCCAACCUUCGUAAACUGUGGAACAUUAUGGAGAAACAAGGCUUAAAAAUUCUGGGGACGUGAGGAAGUACUUAGAGUUGAACACUGGCAAAUUUGCAGGAAGGAAGAGUCAUUCUACAGAGGGAGAGUGUGUGUAUAUGUACAGUAUAUACACUCGGACAAAUGAACUAAGAAGCCACAUGAUGCAAGCCAUGUGUAAAAUCGGCUCUGUUUGGAGUCAAAGUCUUUGUAAUGACUUUCGACAAAGGAAUCCUGUAUCUGUGGCUGGUCCUUAGUAGCUUAAAAACAUUAAAGACUUUAGCAACAGUCCUCCCGGAAACCAGAGCACUUAACUUGAAGCAGGAACCUGCUGCAUACUUGAAGUCCUGUGGUAAAGCUAAUAUUGAUUUGUAACCAGUGUUUUAUUUUGUUUUAUUUUUUAUUUUAUUUUUUUCCAGUGGCAUUGUACAUUUCAGUAGUCUGAAUAGACAGGAAAACAAUAGGGAUUCACAUCCAGGGGUGCAAUAGUUAAUGUGUAUGUGUUUUAUUUCGUUAAUAUUUUGUUAGUCUUCUGUCAACAUGUGAAAAGAGCCUGGCAUCUUUCGAGUAUUCCUGAAUCCAAAAGAUGUUUCUUUCUCUGGUUUACCUAAAGCUUAAGUUCAAAAUUAUUAAUGAUAGUAAAGUCCUGGUGUGUGCCCACAGAAUUGUGCUAUUUACAUGUUAAGAGAUAAUUGAUUUGUACUCUUUAAAACAGUGGAAUAUGUCUGAAAACAUGGAAAACAGAUGAUGUGGUGAGUUAUUUAGAACUGUCUUGCCAUGAGUACAGUAUAAUUUAAGGAACCAAAAUGUGUAGACAUGGAGAGAUAAAAAUAUUUUUUUGAAAUGAAGCAGGCAGUGAUAUGUUAUUAAAAAGUGUUACAGGCCAGCUUGUGUUCCUUUGCAUAAGCUUAUAGUAUAUUACUUUUCAAGUGUACAUUAUGAGUGUAAUUACCCAUAAGCAAAAUAUUUUUAUAUGAUUAAUACGACUUAAUUUUAUAUCAAAGUGGAUGAUCCUGAAUAUCAUCCAGUAAUUUUCAUUUAAAUGUUACCUAAUCAUUGGAGGUUUUUUACGUUUUAUUGUUUGUUUUUUUUUUGGUCAGUCAGCUUCUACAGUAGUUUAAACUGACCAGUUGUAAAUCUCAAGGGGUUGCACAGUAUUGCGUAAAAUUAUAUAAAAGUGAAAAAAUAUUUUCUGGAAUCCGUGUACUCUAGAAUUCCUUGCCAUCUCCUUGUUGGACUCAGAGAAAUUGGAACUUAAGAAUAUUUCUGUUUGAUGGUUCAUCACUAAUGAGGCAAACCACUAAUGAGAUUUAUAGCCUUUUUAUACAGGACUUAUAAUUGCGGAGCUCAUUAGCUCCACACAAUGCACACCAACAUUUGAUAAUUAUACAUACUGUAUUUUUUCAUUCUUUUUAUGUGAGCUAGUUUGGAGAGUGGUAGUGCUAUUAGUUAGAUGGAGUCAUCCGUCUGUUCCUUCUCUACAAUUUAUUAUGUACAUUUCACCAGUUCCUAUUUUUCACCUUCUUUGGCUCUAAGAUACAGAACAUGUUCAUGCAGAAAGUCAAAAGUGGGGACCAACCCCAAUCUAAACCGAAAGAGACAAGGAGGAAAUAUUCUGUCCAGACUUGUUAUCAGCAAAUUGUAUGUUUUGUAUUCUUUUGUGUAUUAUUUAUAUGGGAGCCUGUAUGAAGUGCAUUUUUGGUACUGAUCACACCCACAAAUUCUAUGGGGAUGCUAUAGGAUUUGAAUGCUUUAACAUAAUGAAGGGUUAAAUCACCCUUUUGUUAGAUAUUCAGAUAGAGUUGGCUUAAAACAAAGUGAUAAAAAAAUUACAAUAGUGUAAAGCCAUGACUGAAUACAGUUCUAACCAAAUAGAUUUAUAAUUAUUGCACUCAUUAAUACUCAUGAUGCAUUUUUAUAUAAGGAGUUCUUUUAACGUAUUUGAUUCAUUAUUUUUCUUGUUUUCUCUUUGUAAUUAUAUGCAUUUAAAAAUAUAAUAAUAAAAUAUGUUGCAGCCAACACUUUUUAGAUUGAGGAGACCCUGAGAAUUAGUCAAACAUAUAUGCAAACUUUAGAAAUGUCAUCCAAGCAGCAAAGCUUUGUAUACUUCCAAACAAAACAACUGUCAAGGUAGAACCUAAUUUUACAUGUUUGAAUAUUUAGUUUUAAAUCUGUGCUUUAAUUAUUCACAUUGCAUUGUCAUUGUUACAGUAUUUAUUGGGAGUUUUGUCUUCAUCCUAGCACUGCAGCUUAGGAGGAUUUGGUUUGAGCUACAGAUGUCAUCGUGGACAUAUCUGCUGAUAGUCAGAGACUGAAUAUUUUCGGUCUCAAGGUAAUUCCCUGAUGUGGUAGCUGUAGAUCAAGAGUGCAGAAGUGGCCGCAUAUUUUUUUUCCCCAACUACUUUCUUAAAUAUAACUCAAUUUUUCUUGUUAAUACAUAAUCAGACGGUAUGAGUUAGAUUUUCUCUCAAUGAGAAAAAUUAAUAUUAUUACCAGUAUGUGUUCACUUUUUUUUUUUUUUUGCGCAACCAAAUUUUCCCUUUUCAUGUGUCUUCAAGUACCAGAAUCAUCCCUCCCCACCUUGCAGAAUUGUCACUGACAGUCGUCCUUGGGUGGGGGGGGGUCAUACCCCAUUGUGAAUCUCUGGCAACAGUCAUGCUUGGUCACCCUUGAAGAAUCACCAAAAACAGUCAUCCCUACCCCUUGACGAUCACUGACGAACGUUACAGAGACCCAUUGCAACACACUCCGCAAAACUAUACACAAUAUAAACUAUUCACAGUUGUGAAUCAUGACCCUGCGUGACUCAAAAUGUGACAACACACAGUCCAAAAUGGGUUGCAACUAUUAAUUUACGUACCUUUGUUCUACAGAAAACAAAUAAAACAUUCGGUGGACCAUAGUAGAUGAACACAUCCUAAGCCUUUUUGUUUAUUUCUAUCUACCAAAUCUUCCAAGUAAGAAUGAGUUGGCAAUGAGUUAACUGCUCUUUUUUGGUUGUCUUCUCAUUAACUCAGAAUGUUAACAAGAGAGUUAAACUAUUGAAAAAGUAACCAUAGCAAAUGAAGUGUAUCCAUACACCAUUAUAUACUAAAUCCUUCUGAAUUUCACACAUUCUGGUAAUUUCCUUAGUUGAAAAUAUAAAGUCUGGUUGUGCCAUUUAAUUAAAUGGGAAGUUUAAUUAGCAGCAGGGGGUGACCUUAAGUUAAGAAAAUUGGUUUGAAUGAAAACCUGCAGCCAAAAUAACACUCUUGGACUAAGACCGUCUAACUAUUCAGGUUUCACAUGGAGAAGUGCAUUUAUUCUGCUCAUCUACUGCCAUAACUUUUACAUUCCAUUGUUUUUCCAUGGCAGCCAAAAAAUUGUAAAGUAGGAGUAAAUGUCAGAAUCUUAGUAAUUGUUCUGUAGGCCAUAAUAGGAGUUACUGCAACUCUUAAUGUUAUUGUAAUUGUAUAUAGUUAAGAAAGCAAAACGACCAAUUUUCGCACUUAAGGACGUCAAAUUAUGCUCCCGUUUACAGCAUCUUUUUAAGAGACCUGACUGCAGCUUUACUUUCCUUGUAUUCUUUAAGUGUGUGGUGUCAUUUGUAGCUCAUACACGUCACUAAUUGUUCUGUAUUUUUUAUAAAUUGCCCAGACCUACAAAAAUACUCCUAUGAUGCUGUCGUAGCAUAUAAAUCAGUGUCAGUGUCAACACUGUGUUGUAAGUAGUAACAAUAGGUGGGUCUGCCACAUCGGGAACCUUUUCAGCUAGCUCUUGCUGUGGCAUACACAGACUGCUGCUUAAAUAAUGUUGUUAAAUUUUUCUCGUGGGGAAACUAUUUAAAAGAUAGAGAAAAAAAGAAAAGAGUUUGUAAACAAGUGUUACAAUUUAUGUCUCUGCUCAGGGAUUUCAAAUGGUUGGUUAUUGCAGACAGUGCUCUUGGAGCACAAAGCAAGUUUACUAAAUUAAAAAAAAAAUAGUUUUAUUUUUUUGAAAAUUGUUGUAUUUGUAUAAAUUAUCAAGAUUUGUAGGCUGUCCUUUUUGUAAGAUAAAACAAAUAAUUAUGUGCCAGAUUAGGCUAUCCCAAAUAUUGUUUUCCACAAUAAAGCAAUGAUAACAUGCA